CCAGAGAGGCGUGAUUGCUCCACUAGGUGUAUUAUUGGUGAGCAUAAUAAACCAGCUACGGUACAGGCGAUUGCCUCGAUAUCUACCUCCAUGUCGUUCAUUCCUCGCCCUGGUUAUAGGAAUCUCUACACCCACUGUACACAUUCGACGCUUCCGCGAUACCAAGUGCCACCCAAAUGAAGUUGUUGCCCUUCGCGGUGGGGGCAUUGGCCCUGCCGAAUGUCCUUGCGCAGAAGCCAAAUGUGCCUCUGAGCUCCUCGGGACGAUGGAUCGUGGACACGGACGGCGCUCGCGUCAAGCUUCGUUGCAUCAAUUGGCCGGGCCACAUGGAGCCGAACAUUCCCGAAGGUCUGAGCAAGCAGAGCGUCGACUACAUCGCCGACUGGAUUGCUGGCGCGGGGUUCAAUUGUGUGCGCCUGACAUUCUCAAUUGACAUGGCUCUCAACCCAGAUGUAGACGUUGAGGAAUCGUUUCGGAUAGGCGCAAGCUCAGGCGGCGUUGACGAGGCAGCUUUGAUGAAACAGUACAAGAUGGCUGUCGAGAAGAAUUCAUUCCUCGCCAAGGCGUCGCGCAUGGAUGUGUUUGGCGUCGUGGAGGAUGCGCUCUGGGAGAGGGGGCUCAUGACUUUUCUGGACAACCACGUGAGCAAGGCAAAGUGGUGCUGCAAUCUUGAGGACGGCAAUGGCUGGUGGAAGGAUGCUCCUGGUUAUGUCCCGGCGAACAGCGAGUUUUUUGAGACGCAGCCAUGGUUUGAUGGUCUCGAAGCGAUGGCAAAGUGGUCGGUGGGUCGUCCGGGUGUCGUGGGCAUGUCUCUUAGGAACGAACUUCGCGCCCAGGUCAUCCAGAUCCCCUGGGGCGGCGAAGAGUGGUUUGAAAAGAUGCCGGCUGCGGCUCGCCUGGUCCACGCUGCGAAUCCUGACUUGCUGAUCUCCAUCGGUGGUCUUGACGGAGGCAACAACCUCGGCGCCCUGCGCGAGCAGAAGAUGCCGACCGAGGACUGGGAGGGCAAGAAUGUAUGGGACGCUCAUGCGUACAGCUUCACUGUCAACACGCCCAACUUUGGAAACUGCGGCAUCGAAAAGGCGCAGUACGGCUUUCUGUUCGGGUUUGUGCUCGCUGAUAGUACUGAGCAGCAGGGUCCUCUGUGGCUUUCAGAGUUCGGCGUAGGCAUGACUGGUGGACCAAAUGACGGCUUGUCCGACGAAGACCAUGCAUAUCUCGAGUGUUUGGUGGAGUAUCUUGAGAACAAUGACGCGGAUUGGGCUCUCUGGAGUAUUGCGGGCUCAUAUUAUGUUCGAGAGGGCAUCAUCGACCGUGAGGACUUUUUUGCUGCCGUUGACAGGAAUUGGGUGGAUUGGCGCAAUGAUAAGUUCAAAGGCAUGUUAGGUCGGAUGUGGAACGUAACACAAGGCCCAUAGUCGACCUUAAUUCGGAACGAUUUUGGAUUG
Messenger RNA from Emericellopsis atlantica, 1448 nucleotides. Its product is annotated as cellulase family protein. The record is from RefSeq and is a predicted model, not a curated record. The transcript has a single exon. Bases 177 to 1418 code for a protein of 413 amino acids. NCBI's taxonomy places the organism in Eukaryota, Fungi, Ascomycota, Sordariomycetes, Hypocreales, Bionectriaceae. Gene Ontology annotation, molecular function: hydrolase activity, hydrolyzing O-glycosyl compounds.